CUGGUCCACUCCAGAGCUGUGGGUGGAUUCGAUUCUUGAUUUUCUUUUGUUGAAUUUGACGAUUUUCUUUUCCUCUCUCGUUUUGUAUACUUGUCUCUCUCUUCAAUUCGUUCUCCUCCCACGAUUUCGGCCUGAUCGUUGUUUGGGUCCGAUUGACCGAACCCACUUAGUUCCGUUUCUAUAUCAACCCGAGAUCCCCUCCGUUCCCACCGGGCCAUGCUGCCUCUAUCCCUUGAAUAAGCAUUCCAUUCCAGCGAAAAUCUGGCCCCAGGCUCGUCCACAACAUUUGGCCAAAAUACUGCCUCGGUCGCUGAACGGGGUAUGUGGCCCAGUGAGUGCAAGACUCUCCCAUUUCCGUCGCUUAUAGCAUUCCUCUCCCCCGAACAGUACUAGUGAUGUCAAGCCACCCAGCGUCUCUCGCACAUGCACAGACGGACCUCCCCUUCCAAACAUCGAGUCCACUGCGCCAUGGAUCGAAUGCCUCUACGAGUUCAUCCAUCUACUCACUCUCGUCGAAUUCCUUUGCUCCUAGUCGCACGAGCACCGUCUCCUCUAGUGCGUCCAUUGGUUCGACCUACAGCAUUGGGCACCGACGUGGGAAGAGCGAAGUAAACAGAACAAUCCCCGAAACCAUGCCGGCGAAUAAUUCCUCGUCGCGUCAGCCGCACGCCGGCUCAACAUACGAAAAUAUUCGACGCUCGUUGCGACCGCUUUCUCAGAUUUCGCAGACCCCCAAUGCAUCGCCGCCGACCCCGAAACACGCCGUUUACCGUCAUACCAGGAGCCAGACCGUCGAUGACCCCCGAUACUGGCAAGAGAACCGUCCUCGGACACCCGAGUCUCGACCAAAGUCAAACGCAGGGAUGGAGUCAUUCGGAGAUGGGGCAUCAUAUGUCGCGCAGAAGUCGCCAAAGACCGCCUCCCCUCACCAGUGGUCGCCGCGAACCGGAUCACCGCAGACCGGCUCGCCGGUGAAAGCAAACCAUUCCCACAGUUUGUCGAACCCGCCCACCCUCACAGCAGCCCUCUCGGCGCCAGAGUUGGAGACGUUUCAAAAAUCGUCGACCGGACAUCUCCGUACCUUGUCCAAGAUUGCGCAGUCUGGAGAUACGGAAGGGUUUCCCAGCCACUCUCCGUCCGUGGUCGGCCUCCAGGGUCGACGGCGCUUGAAGCGAGCCGAUUCAGUGGCCGCGAACAGUGGCGCCGUCCAGAAGAAGAGCGCAUCGUCAUGGGUGGCCGGAAACUGGAUGGACAAACAGCGCCAGUUUCUUCAGGCCUAUGAGUAUCUGUGCCAUAUUGGAGAAGCGAAGGAGUGGAUUGAGGAGGUCAUCCAGAAGCAGAUCCCGCCCAUUGUCCAACUGGAUGAGGCACUCCGCGAUGGUGUAACAUUGGCAGAGGUAGUGCAAGCGAUGUACCCCAAUCGCAAGUUCCGAAUAUUCCGCCAUCCAAAACUGCAGUACCGCCAUUCGGACAAUAUCGCUUUGCUCUUUCGGUUCUUGGACGAAAUCGAGCUGCCCGAACUUUUCCGGUUCGAAUUAAUCGACUUAUACGAAAAGAAGAACAUCCCCAAAGUUAUCCACUGCAUCCACGCGACGUCAUGGCUGCUGUUCAAGAAGGGUCUCCUCGACUUCCGAAUGGGUAAUCUCGUUGGCCAACUAGAGUUUGAGCACCAUGAACUGGAGCAGAUGCAAAAGGGCCUGGACAAAGCCGGAGUCAGCAUGCCCAGUUUCUCGGGUAUGGCCGCAAACUUUGGCGCGGAGCCCGAGCCCGAGCCCGAACCGGUAGAGUCCGAGGAGGAUCGAAUCGACCGAGAAUUACACGAAAACGAGGCCUCAAUCGUGGAUUUCCAGUGCCAGAUCAAAGGGGCAAUGCUCCGACUGAAGCUGGGUAAUACGAUGAAUGACCUGUGGGACUUCGAGCCUCGUUUGAUUGACCUGCAGUCGCACUUACGAGGACACUGGGCCCGUCAGGUCUUCCAGUAUCGUUUGGGUAUGCGCACGUUUGCGAUCAACCUGCAAGCGCAUUGCCGGGGCUUCAUCGCACGCUCCCACCGAAAGGGUGACAUCGAGGGUUACCAGGCCCGGGAGGACGAUGUUCUGCAGCUGCAGUCUCUUAUUAGAGGUUCCAAGGCCAGGGCCCAGGUCAAUCGCCUCCACCAUCGGGUGCGUAAAGAGGAAUCCGGAAUUAAGAAGAUUCAGGCCGCCGUGAGGGGCGCUCUACAACGUAAGGCUGUGGGUGACCUCUACGACGACACAAGAGACACCGAGGACCAAGUUCAGCUACUGCAAGCAGCCAUCAGAGGUGCUUUGAGUCGCCAAGGGCUCGCCCAGCAGCGCAAAAGAACACAAUCUGCCGAAGGCGAUGUCGAACGACUCCAAGCUCUUAUCCGGGGUGCCUUCGUGAGACGGCAAAUGAGUGUGCAACAUGACGAGUUUGCUGAAGCCCGCGACGAUGCCGGUCUGCUGCAGGCGGCGAUUCGAGGGAUGAUUGCUCGUGAAUCGGUCGCCCACACGAGGAAAUUGCUCGCUCAGGAGUUGCCGUCAAUCAUCUCCCUACAGGCAAGUGCGAGAGCUUUGGCAACACGAACCCGCCACAUGGAGCUGGUCGAAGCAUUGCAAAAGACGAACGCUCAAUGUAUCGAUCUACAAGCGAUGGUGCGCGGUCGCGCCACUCGAGAGAAUUUGAAGGACCUUCGCCAGGCGUUGUCACACCACACACCAUCUGUCAUCACUCUCCAGAGCAUAUGUCGCGCUCAAGCGGUCCGGUCCGCCUUGGACUCCCAACGGGCAUCGCUGGAUGAAGAAGAACAAAAUAUCCUGGAGCUGCAGUCCAUGGCCCGCGGUGUGAUGGUGAGGAACCGGGUGAGAGCAGAUGCGGAAGCGCUGCAACAGCAUGAGUACAUGAUCACCGAACUUCAGGCCCUUGCACGAGCCGCCGUUCUGAGGAUCCAUGUCGGUGGUAUCCUUGAACAGCUUGACGACUGCCAUGAUGAAAUCAGCCAAUUGCAGGCCCAAAUCCGAGGAAUGGCUGUCAGAGUAGAAGUUGGCCAGGACUUGGCUGACCUUGCCGCCGAAGAAGACUUCAUUACCGACUUCCAAGCGCACAUUCGAGGAUAUGUUGUCCGCGGGAAGUUCGAAGAGAAACGUCGCUAUUAUCAGGAAAACAUGGAGAAGGUGGUCAAAGCCCAGAGCUUUGUGAGGGGAAGAAUCCAGGGCCAGGCGUACAAGAGCCUUACGAGUGGCAAGAACCCGCCGGUGGGUACUGUCAAGGGCUUCGUACAUCUUCUCAAUGAUAGUGAGUUCGACUUCGACGAGGAAGUCGAGUUUGAGCGAGUCAGGAAGAUGGUCGUCCAGCAGGUGCGGCAAAAUGAGAUGGCUGAGCAGUAUAUCGGCCAGCUUGAUAUCAAGAUUGCCUUGCUGGUCAAGAACAAGAUUACGCUGGACGAAGUGGUCAAGCACCAGAAACAUUUCGGUGGCCAUGUUGGAAACCUGCUUCCCAACAGAGAAAUCUCGUCCACGGAUCCCUUCGACCUGAAGGCCCUGAACAAAACCUCGCGAAGAAAGCUGGAACACUACCAAGCAUUCUUCUUUCUUCUCCAGACGCAAGCGCAAUACCUUGCGAAGUUGUUCCGGAGGCUGCGUGAGCUCAACACGCCCGAGAAGGAGUACGAUCGAAUCCGGCACCUUAUGAUGGGGCUGUUUGGCUACUCGCAGAAGAGGCGUGAGGAGUACUAUCUCAUUAAAUUGCUGGCCCGCUCUUCACGAGAGGAGAUUGAAAGCUUCGAUUCCCUCCACGAGUACCUGCGCUGCAACUCCUUCUGGACUAAACUUUUCGCAUCGUACAUGAAAUCGCCCCGCGAUCGAAAGUUCCUGCGUGACGUGAUUGGUCCCGUGGUGAGGGAGAACAUCAUCGACAACCCGGAAUUGGACUUGGAGAGUGACCCAAUGCAAAUCUACCGGUCAGCCAUCAACAACGAGGAGCUCCGAACAGGGAGACGAAGCCGACGCCAGCCGGAUAUCCCUCGAGAAGAAGCCAUCAGGGAUCCCGAAACGCGAGCGACGUUCAUUCAACACCUGCAAGACCUUCGGGAUACGGCGGACCAAUUCUUGACUGCGCUGGAGGAACUCCUGCACCGCAUGCCGUUUGGUAUUCGGUACAUCGCGAAGGGAAUGUACGAGGGCCUUCUUAGUCGAUUUUCUGGGGAGGACCCCGGCUUUAUUCUCCAGACGACAGGCUUCUGGGUGUGGAAGAACUACUUCCUGCCUGCGCUGAUGGAGCCUGAACGAUAUGGGGUGGUCGACCGAAGCUUGACCCAGGAACAGAAGCGAAAUCUGUCCGAGAUUGCCAAGGUCGUCGCCCAGGUGUCUUCCGGGCGGCUUUUCGGGGCCGAGAAUGUUUAUCUGCAGCCACUCAACAAUUUCAUUGGAGAGGCGAUUCAGCGCCUUGGACAGAUUUGGGGCGACAUGGUCACCGUGCAAGACGCUGAGACUUACUUCGACAUCGACGAGUUCAACGACUUAUACGCCAAGAAGAAACCGACUCUCUAUAUUAAGAUGUCUGAUAUCUUCUCAAUCCAUCAGCUUAUUGCAUCUGAAAUCCACUACAUUUGCCCUAACCCGGAUGACAUUCUGAAAGAGAUUGUUCGCGACCUUGGAAAUGUCAAAUCGAACGAGAACGAGCUGAUGAGCGUCAAUUCAUCCGAGAUCAAUCUCACACUAAAUCCCAAACUUACUCAGGUUGAAGACCCAGAAGCCGACAUCAAGGCUCUGUUUAUGGAGACCAAGCGAUGCAUUCUGUAUAUCAUCCGUGUUCAAAGUGGGGCCAACCUGAUGGAGAUUAUGGUCAAGCCGCCUACGGAGGAAGACCAUGCCAAGUGGAUGACGUUGGUACGGGACGAGCUGAGUGCGAACAACACACGCCAGAGUCCAUACGCCGAGGCCAAUUCGCUGGUGGACAUUGCUUCUAUGAGUUAUUCGGAGCUGAAGCGGACCGCGCUUGAAAACAUCAUUCACCUCGAACAGUGCAGCAAGAUCCGACGAGACAACCACUACCAGGAUCUGCUGAACGCCAUCGCCAUCGACAUUCGAACGAAGCACCGUCGCAGAAUCCAGCGCGAGCGAGAAUUAGAAGGCGCUAGCCUGACCCUCGGACGCUUGAACGACCAAGCAGGCUAUUUAGAGCAGCAGCUCAAGACGUACAACGACUACAUCGAGCAAGCGAUGAUCACCCUACAGAACAAGAAGGGCAAGAAAAGGUUCCUCAUGCCGUUCACCAAGCAGUGGGACCACCAGCGCGAACUUCAGAAAUCCGGCAAGGUGUUCAAAUUCGGCUCCUACAAGUACUCGGCACGCAACCUCGCCGACAAGGGCGUUCUCGUGCACUGGAAGGGCUACACGGAACGCCAGUGGGACCGCGUCGACCUGACCAUUUCGAGUAACGAAGUGGGUGUUUUUACCAUCGAUGGAAGCAGUGGUCCGAUGAUGAUUCCGGGAGCCAGCGCGCAGGUACCGCUGGAUGACCUUUUGCAGGCCCAGUUCAACAACACGCAGUUCCUGGACUUUUUUGACGGACAGCUCCGAGUCAACGUGAACCUCUUCUUGCAUCUGAUCAUGAGGAAGUUCUACAACGAAUGAUGGUCCCAUCUUACAUCUCUAGUCUUACAUACCCCUUCGCGUCUUCCUCUCUACCUCCGUCUUCCUUCUGUGUUCCUUUCACAUCCCAUCGCUAUUUUCUGCAUUCUACCCAUUGAACGUUAUCCUGUCACUUAUCCUAUGAUAUCCCCUCCGUCGGUGGCCUAUCGAGUAUAAAGAGAGUGCCCGAGCCAUCUCCGGAAUUCCCACCACUUGUUCUAUGUUCGUGUUGACCUGAUUCCCCCAUUGAUUCGGUUUCUCUCCUGCGUUCCUUUCUUUCCUGGCACGAUGAGUACCCUGCCACCCGCAUCGGUACUCGAUGAUUUCGACGAUUCUAUGUAUGUAUGUUUCUAUGAAAUAGUGGAUAUUCCCGAC
Aspergillus candidus is the source of this 6005-nucleotide messenger RNA. Its product is annotated as putative Ras GTPase activating protein. The transcript has 3 exons. Gene Ontology annotation, molecular function: protein binding; GTPase activator activity. Bases 396 to 5633 code for a protein of 1745 amino acids. Lineage: Eukaryota; Fungi; Ascomycota; Eurotiomycetes; Eurotiales; Aspergillaceae. The record is from RefSeq and is a predicted model, not a curated record. Gene Ontology annotation, biological process: regulation of actin cytoskeleton organization; regulation of GTPase activity. Gene Ontology annotation, cellular component: cytoplasm.